Messenger RNA from Huiozyma naganishii CBS 8797, 333 nucleotides. RefSeq names its product Pet100p (gene PET100). The transcript has a single exon. The coding region runs from base 1 to 333 and encodes 110 amino acids. Gene Ontology annotation, biological process: mitochondrial respiratory chain complex IV assembly. NCBI's taxonomy places the organism in Eukaryota, Fungi, Ascomycota, Saccharomycetes, Saccharomycetales, Saccharomycetaceae. The record is from RefSeq and is a predicted model, not a curated record. Gene Ontology annotation, cellular component: mitochondrial inner membrane; mitochondrion.
AUGCGCUUCAGAUUACCAUUCAAAUAUACGAGGGCACAACUGGAGAUCUUUAGGUUCUCCUUUUGUCUGCUCUCCCCCAUUGCAGUGAUGUACUACAUCGGUACAAAUACGGAUAUCAAGUUGAACGUUCCUGGGUUUUGGCCUGACCCUGCGACUUUGAACCAGAUCCCAAAGGAACGGUACGAGAUUAAGGCGGAGUUGGCACGGAUGAAAAGGGAGCGCCUGGAGAAACGACUCGAGAUGGAGAAGAGAUUACGAGAUGAGUUUGGCAUCGAGAACAUAGAAGCUGAAAAGGAAAAGAUCAGGCAGGAACUGAAACUGAAAAACGUGUAA